Messenger RNA from Lingula anatina, 2008 nucleotides. Its product is annotated as GDP-D-glucose phosphorylase 1. NCBI's taxonomy places the organism in Eukaryota, Metazoa, Brachiopoda, Lingulata, Lingulida, Lingulidae. Gene Ontology annotation, biological process: glucose metabolic process. Gene Ontology annotation, molecular function: GDP-D-glucose phosphorylase activity. Gene Ontology annotation, cellular component: cytoplasm. The record is from RefSeq and is a predicted model, not a curated record.
AAGGUUGCUAUACCUGCAGCGUGAAGUUGACACCUGUCACUGAAACUGCUGCUGCUGCUGUAGUCAUGGCAAAUACAGUGUUCCAGUAUUCCUCGGAUGAAUUUACGCUAUGUACUCCGCCAUGGGAUGAUAAGAAGCAAUGGAAUUUGAGUAAGUUUGAUCAAAUGCUCCAGAGUAAGUGGACCCAAGCUAUGGAAGGGGGACAUUUCCGUUACACUUUGGACCAUGUUGUCACCCGUGUCAUUCCAGGCAAGAGACAUUAUGUGUCCCAGUUGAAUGUGAAGCGUGGAGUUGAGAGAAGAAAACCACAGGUGAUUGACAGCGUUAAUCAGCAGUUUAAUCCUGAUAUCUUCAACUUCACCAAGAUCAAACCAUCAGAGGUCCUCUUUGAGUUGUGUCCCACACACUGGGGUCAGAGGUCAAACGGGGUCAAGGACGUGAUAAGUAAUGGGGCCAAAGAGGAUGAGGAGCAAGCGAGAGAACGUAACCUUGUGAUCAUCAACAUCAGCCCAUUAGAAUUUUGUAAUGCGCUUUUGGUGCCAGAUGUUGAUGGCUGCACAAAUCAGGUUAUCACACCAAAGUUGUUACGACUUGCAAUAGAAAUGAUGCUGCUGAGUUCUCACCCUGGUUUCAGAAUUGGGUUUAACAGUCUGUGUGCGUAUGCCUCAGUAAAUCACCAGCAUGUGCAUGCAUACUACUGUAACUACGAGUUCUAUAUAGAGCACGCUAAAGUAAAAGAAGUGCAUGAUGGGAUGUAUGAGCUAGUUGACACUCCUGCUAGAGGCUUUGCUUUUCAGCUAGAUGAGCUUCCUAUGGAGACUUUGAUAAGGAGAAUAUAUGAAAUAACAGAAUAUUUCCAAAGACAGAAUAUUGCCCAUAAUCUAAUGUUGGUGAGAGGACCAAGAUUUGGGGAGGACAGGACCAGUAAAAACAGAACCAUCCGGUUAAACCUAUGGCCAAGGAGACCAGUUUAUGGUGCCAAAAAUGAAGACAUAUUCAAUAUAGCUGUUGCAGAGCUUGGUGGACACCUGCCAAUUAAAGUGACAAAAGGAUUUGAAAAUAUAACUGAAGAGGAAAUAGAUGGCAACCUGCAGGAGGCCUCUCUGUCACAGGAACAGUUUGAAGAGAUCAAAUGUGCUCUUAUCAAUCUAGAAACACAACAAACCUGAAUAUUUAAGCCAAAAAUAACAUAACUAUAUACAUUAUAAAUAUUUUUUUCCAAAAGAUUUAUGUAUAUGUUUUUAUUUAUUAUUAAUAUAUAACCCUUUUAUUUUCUUAAAUACGGGCAGUAAUCUCAUGUUCCAUUUUACUUAUUUAAUCUAAAUAGAUAUAUAAGUUACUAGUCAUGAGUUACUGUCUUAACUUUGGGUAUUAAAUUGUUAAUGGGUGUCAGUGCAGAUCAGGGUGAUAGUAGUAUGUGUUAUACUGUACCAGUAUAUAAUAUUAAUGUUAUCAGGGAAAGAUGUGAUCUAUACUAAAGACUAAAGCUUUAAGGAUAUCAGUGACUGUGAACUAAGCCCAUAGUUUUGGGUAAUGUACCUGUGAUAUUGAUGUAGAGCAACAAAACUAGAGAUUUGAAGGACCAAUCCUCCUUUUAGAGGAUUUCUGCCUUUCUGUAAUUUAGAAAAUUAGAGUGAUGCUGAUUUUGUAGAAAAAAGUUCAGACAAUUUGUUCAGAGGCAUUUUCCUCCUUAUUUAGCAUUCCAAGAUCUACACUUGAUCAGUCUAAAUGUUCUUUCUUUAACAAGACCAUUUAAAAACUGUUUACUAAUAAUGGAAUAAAGUGCUACUGUAGUAACCAUGAAAAUUUUGGCUUGGUGUGAGUGUUUGAAGAACACUAGUAUAAGCCAGUAUUAUAAGUAUUGCUCUGUUGUUGAUUACAGAAACGAUCAACGUGCAAUCAAGACAAUAAUUAUCAGCAUUUACUCCCGACAUAGUCUAAUUUAAACAAUUUAUGUUACUAUAGCCUGGGAAUCUUGGUCACUGCUCCUUUAUAUAAACAACCCUUC